AUGGCGGAGUUGCUGAGGCGAAUGCUAAGCGCGGGCCGGGCAAGCAGACCCUCGGAAGAAAACACGGUGGCGGCUGGGCCACCUUUGCUGCUGCUCGGCGGCUCAGGCUCCGGGAAGACGGCACUGCUGUUUGCGGCUGCCUUGGAGGUGGCAGGGGAGGGCCGCGGCCCUGUCCUCUUCCUGGCCCGGAGACCCCUGCAAAGCCUGCCUUUCCGAACCGGUGCGGCGCUGGACCCCCUGCGACUUCAGAAGAUCCACUUCAAGUACCCCCCUUCGGCCCGCGAGCUUUUCCGGUUCCUGUGCUCUGCCCACGAGGCCCAGGGACCAGCCCCUGCCCUCCUGCUGCUUGACUGCUUGGAGGAGUACCUGUCAGAACACCAGAGGCCCCACGAAGUGGCCCACCUGGCUGCCCUGCUUCUGGACACCACUGCCCACUUCAGCCACCGGGCUGGGCCCCGUGGGGGCUGUGGGCUCGUGGUAGCCCUCCAGACUCAAGAAGAUGUAGACAGUGGGGACACCCGGCAGCUGGCACUACUCCAGCGGUAUUUCUCUGCUUCCUGUUGGCUGCAGCUGGAUGCCCAGGGUCCCAGACACCGCGGCCUCCGAGUCUGCCUGGAACCAGGCGAACUGGGCCCCCGGACAGUGUGUUCAGUGACUUUCCAGCCAGAUGGAUCGCUAACAGUCACCUCCUUGUCCACUGAGGAGGGUGAUCCCAGCUCAGGCGAGGGCACAAGCUCUGGUGUGGGACAACCUCCCAAGGCCUCGGUCUCCCGUUUCUAG
Messenger RNA from Elephantulus edwardii (Cape elephant shrew), 780 nucleotides. It is a transcript of the gene SWSAP1, whose product is annotated as SWIM-type zinc finger 7 associated protein 1. NCBI's taxonomy places the organism in Eukaryota, Metazoa, Chordata, Mammalia, Macroscelidea, Macroscelididae. The coding region runs from base 1 to 780 and encodes 259 amino acids. The record is from RefSeq and is a predicted model, not a curated record. The transcript has 2 exons. Gene Ontology annotation, molecular function: single-stranded DNA binding. Gene Ontology annotation, biological process: double-strand break repair via homologous recombination. Gene Ontology annotation, cellular component: Shu complex.